This is a messenger RNA of Capsella rubella, 670 nucleotides long. RefSeq lists its product as uncharacterized. NCBI's taxonomy places the organism in Eukaryota, Viridiplantae, Streptophyta, Magnoliopsida, Brassicales, Brassicaceae. The transcript is spliced from 2 exons. The record is from RefSeq and is a predicted model, not a curated record. The coding region runs from base 174 to 575 and encodes 133 amino acids.
UUGAGAGUGACAAAGAGCCAGCGAGGUUUGGAAACAUAAAGCGUGAAGGAGACCGUAGCAAGUAAGAAGAAUGAAACCACGCCUCUGUCACUGUUCGUUAUUGUAAUGAUAGAUCUCUGUUUGAUCCUCUAAUUUUUAGAAAAAAAAAAAGAAAAAAAAACGUCGUCUGGUUAAUGCCUGUGAGUCACCCAGCGGUUGCAGAAGAAGACAAUGAACAGAACGAGAGCGGUAAUGAUAACAACAACAGCAACAAGAAGGAGAAAGAGGAAGAUGAAGCUAAAGGGAAUCGAUUUUUGAUUCCUUCCGUCUCAAAAGCUAAAAAACGAAUCGUAUCUAAGAUCACAAGGAAAUCCUUUUCGUCUCCUCCUUCUGGGUUUUGGAAAAAAGUCUGCUUUUGUGGUUCCAAUACCAAAACGUUGGAGUGGUCAUCUUCUUCCAAUCCUGACCAUAAAGAUGAGAACUUUACUACGCUCAGGGUUCUGCUACAGACCAAUGAUUUCUUCUCCAAGGACUGUAAUCCACAUCUCUCUUUAGUUGUAGCAUGCCUCUCUAUCCUUGUUUGUAAACUCAGCUGAAAGUUCAACCAUUGAGUCUACUGCACAGAAAGCAAAACAGAGGACCCCGAGAUUCUUGCAGUAAGGUAUGUCGAUUGUUUAAAGAAUUUUUGACU